AUGGCUACCUCAUCGAUCAUCACGCGCGGCUCCAGCUCCCUUGCCAACUUUACGGUUCGCUCCCGCCCCAAGGUUAAUAUUAUACUCGCCAAUCAAACGGAUGGCUUGGUCCCUUCAUUCACCACCGGCGAUACCAUCAAGGGUACGGUUACCAUCACCGUCGAUCAUGAUACUCGCUUUGAUGACCUAGAAAUUACAUUCGAGGGAACAUCGAGGACCUCGGUGGAGCGCCAAUCGAUGCCCGGCCGGACUGGAGCUUACCAUACAUUCCUCCGACUGCGACAACCCAUCGAUGAGUCCGCAUAUCCCACCCCCCGGGUUCUUGAACCCGGGCGCAACUACGAAUUCCCUUUCACCUUUGUGGUACCUGAGCGUCUACUGCCUCAUAUCUGUAACCACGCCAAAACCAAUCUGCAUGUCGAACAAUCGCACACGCUGCUGCCACCCACGUUUGGUGAUCCCAUGAUAGCCAGCAACCGCAAAUCGGUCAUCGACGACAUGGCCCCCGAAAUGUGCCGCAUCUCCUACCUCGUUCGUGUGACCCUCCAGAGAAAGCCCAUGGCCCAGAACGCCUCGCCGGUUACGCUAGUGUCCGUUGGGAAAAAGGUGCGGGUCAUUCCUGCCGUGGACGAGGAACCACCCCUUAAUGUGGAGGACAAUGAUGGCUUGUACAGCGUCCGCAAAGAAAAGGAUGUGAAACGCGGCUUAAUGAGGGGAAAGCUGGGCCGAUUGGUGCUGGCUGCGGCACAGCCCAAGCCAGUGCAGUUGAGUCCAUCCGACACCGGGAACUGCGAUUCGGUGAGCACCGUUGCCACGAUGCAGCUACGCUUCGAUCCGGUGGGCAACGAACAGCCCCCUCGCCUAGGCACUGUAUGGAGCAAACUCCGAGUGUCGACUUUCUACAGCUCUGAUCCCUGGGGAGAUUAUCCGUCCGCCGCUUGUAUCAAAUCCUGGGCGCAGAUGGGCCGCGCAAUGUACACCGAGACUGUCCCACUGUCCACCAUGUGCGUUGCAUCCGCACAAUGGACCAAACACACCGACACUGAUCUUGAACGCCGUGACUCCAUGCACUCGACCUCGUCUACUGACUCGUUGCCGGGUCCCUCUGCCUCCUUCGCCGGAAACACCUACUAUACCGCGUCGGUCGUUGUGCCAGUCACCCUCCCCAAAGCCAAGUCAUUUGUGCCGACGUUCUACUCCUGCUUGAUCGCGCGCGCCUACGCCCUGGAACUUAGCAUCUCUUACCACGCCGCUAAUUCCAAGAUUCUGACGCCCACCGCAUCCCUGAAGGUCCCACUUCAGCUGACCUGCGAAGCACAGCCAGGCACUGGAGCUAAGGGCACCGUGGUGGACAUCUCCCAGGACGAAGUGAACACGCAGUUUUUCAGCCCGCGCAGCAUUGCGCCCCCAUCUGUCUCCGAGCUCGUCCCUGUUGCACCACCCGCGUAUACGUCUGUCCAGGUUUCCAACCUGCCUCCCGACCGCUCGAGAAUGUUACCACCAUCGGUAACCAACUCCGGCAGCGUUAGAGUUUAG
Messenger RNA from Aspergillus eucalypticola CBS 122712, 1536 nucleotides. Its product is annotated as arrestin (or S-antigen), N-terminal domain protein. Lineage: Eukaryota; Fungi; Ascomycota; Eurotiomycetes; Eurotiales; Aspergillaceae. The record is from RefSeq and is a predicted model, not a curated record. The transcript has 2 exons. Bases 1 to 1536 code for a protein of 511 amino acids.